This is a messenger RNA of Merops nubicus (carmine bee-eater), 1279 nucleotides long. RefSeq names its product acetyl-CoA carboxylase-like. NCBI's taxonomy places the organism in Eukaryota, Metazoa, Chordata, Aves, Coraciiformes, Meropidae. Gene Ontology annotation, molecular function: acetyl-CoA carboxylase activity. The annotation marks the transcript as partial. The transcript is spliced from 10 exons. The record is from RefSeq and is a predicted model, not a curated record.
GUGCUUGGGCGUGAAGUGUACACCUCCAACAACCAGCUGGGUGGGAUCCAGAUCAUGCACAACAAUGGGGUGACCCACAGCACUGUGUGUGAUGACUUUGAAGGAGUCUACACCAUCCUGCAGUGGCUUUCCUACAUGCCAAAGAGCGUGUACAGCCCUGUUCCUAUCCUCAAAGUCAAGGAUCCUAUAGACAGAACCAUAGAGUUUGUUCCUACCAAGACCCCCUAUGACCCUCGCUGGCUGCUGGCUGGACGCCCAAAUCCAAGUCAAAAAGGACAGUGGCUAAGUGGUUUCUUUGACAAUGGCUCAUUCCUGGAGAUCAUGCAGCCCUGGGCACAGACAGUUGUGGUUGGCAGAGCAAGGUUGGGUGGAAUACCUGUGGGAGUAGUUGCUGUAGAGACGAGGACAGUGGAGCUCAGCAUCCCUGCAGAUCCUGCAAACCUGGACUCUGAGGCCAAGAUAAUCCAGCAGGCUGGUCAGGUUUGGUUCCCAGACUCUGCCUUUAAGACAGCACAGGCUAUCAAUGACUUCAACAGAGAAGGGCUGCCCCUCAUGGUCUUCGCUAACUGGAGAGGCUUCUCUGGUGGAAUGAAAGACAUGUACGACCAGGUGCUGAAGUUUGGUGCCUACAUCGUGGACGGGCUGCGGGAGUACCGGCAGCCGGUGCGGAUCUACAUCCCCCCGCAGGCGGAGCUGAGGGGCGGCUCCUGGGCUGUCAUCGACCCCACCAUCAACCCCCGGCACAUGGAGAUCUACGCAGACAGAGAGAGCAGAGGAGGGAUCCUGGAGCCCGAGGGGACGGUGGAGAUCAAGUUCCGCAGGAAGGAUCUGGUGAAGACCAUGCGGCGGGUGGACCCCGUGUACAUGCGCCUGGCAGAGCGCCUGGGUACCCCUGAGCUGAGCCCUGCUGACAGAAAAGAGCUGGAGACCAAGCUGAAGGAGAGGGAGGAGUUCCUCAUUCCCAUCUACCAGCAGGUGGCCAUGCAGUUCGCCGACCUGCACGACACGCCGGGCCGGAUGCAGGAGAAGGGGGUCAUAACUGACAUUCUAGACUGGAAAACUUCCCGUACCUUCUUCUACUGGAGGCUAAGACGCCUUCUUCUGGAAGAUGUGGUAAAAAAGAAGAUCCAUGAUGCCAACCCAGAGCUGACUGAUGGGCAGAUCCAGGCUAUGCUGAGGCGCUGGUUUGUGGAAGUUGAAGGGACAGUGAAGGCCUACCUGUGGGACAGUAACAAGGACCUGGUGGAGUGGCUGGAGAAGCAGCUGACGGAGGAGGAAG